GCCAGGCUGCCUGGGUGCUGCUACCAAGAAAAAUCUCCAGAAGCCAAGUGUGAAAAUUUUUCAACUACCCAUUCUUUCUGAAGCAAAGGAAGAAUGAAGUCAACAAAAGUUCGUGAGUCAUCAUUUUUGGAAUCUCAUGGUCACGUUCUUUUGGAUAUUCCCGUCACUAGAGAGCAGAUGAAUCACUAUCGAGCUGCAGCCGAAACUGCUCAAAGUGAACUUGCAGCACUUUCAGUGAAGUAUGACUGUGCCCAGUCAGAGCUCCUUAAACUCAAGUCAAGCAUGAUCUCUAAAGAAGCUUCUUUUCAAGAGCUGAAGGCUGAAGCUGAGAGCUAUAAGGAAAACAAUGCUAGACUGAUGUCUCGCCUCCUGUCUUUGCAAACACAAAUCCAGGAGAUGGAAGAAGAGCUGUGUGUGCUUGCUGCUUCUAAAAACCAGGCUGAGCUGACAGCUCAGGGGGCAUAUAAGGAAAAUUUGGAGCUGAAGGAGGAGCUUCAUGAGAAAAGUGCCAAACUUAAUAAAUAUUUGAAUGAGUGUGAAGAAAACAUGACUCAGGCUUCUAAAAUCAGCCAAAACUAUGAAGAGCUCCUUACACAUCUUUCUGGAUUCUUGGGCGUAGACAUCAGAGAAAAAGAGAAACCACAGGAACAUUUAACAUCAAAGGUCUCUGAAAUAUGUAAAGAAAAUGUGACGCUAAAAAACCAGGUUGCUGCUCUUCAAGAAGAUGUGAAUGUCCAUGAGAUGGAGUCUAAAGCUAACAGAGAAACUAUCAUGAGACUAGUUUCAGAAGUGGCCAAGGAGCAGGAAAAGGCAGCAGGAUACUACCAAGACAUGGAAAAACUUAGUAAGGAUCUUGACAGUGCUAUAAUAAAGAGACAGAGUUUAGAGAUGGAGAUCAGAAGCCUCCAAGAGAAACUGACUGUUAACCAGAAAGCUUUGGACACCUCAAAGCAGGAACUGCACAAUCUGAAGAAAUCUUCCAGGGAGUUAGAUGCAAGCUUGAAGAGUAGCAGAGAAGAGGCCAGGACUGCCCAGAACUCUUCUGAGACUUUUAAAGAAAAAAUUGCUACCUUGCUCAGCUGUGAAUCUGCAAUAGUUAAACCUUCUGAGAAGGCCAUUUUGGAGAGAAUCCAAGAAAUAAGUUGCAAAGAGGAGAAUAAAGAAAAAAUGGUAUCUCAGCUUGAAACACAAUUAGCUAAAUUGACUAAGGCUUUGGCAAAUCAGACCAGAUUGUACCAUGAAGCCCUGGAGAGGAGCAGGAAAGCUGAAAAAUGUUCUGAGAAUUUCCACGAUCAACUAAAGCACUUGGAAGAGGAAUUAUUAACUGGAGACCUGAUGCAAGAUGGUUUGAAGCUUGAGAAACAAAAAUAUCUGAAAUUUCUGGAACAACUUAAUGAGAAGAUGAAGCUGGAUAGUGUAGCAGCAGAGGUUGGAUUUGAUAUGACUAUGGAUGCGAUUCUGGCCCGCGUAGAGCAGUUGGUGAAACUGGAAGGUGAUGCUGUGGUUGAGAACAAGACUGUGGCAUACAGCCUCAGAAGGAAGUUGAAGGCUCAGAAAGAAAAACUUGAAAGCAAAGAGCUGCACAUGAACCUUCUGCGGCAGAAAAUAACCCAGCUGGAAGAAGAGAAGCAAGUAAGGGCUGCCUUAGCUGUAGAAAGGGAUGAGGCCAAUCUCGCUGUCAAAAAGUUACAUAAGAUGAUAGAGAGGCUACAGAAGCAGCUUGAUCUGGCAAGGGAAACAAAUACUGAUCUCAAAGCCAAGCUGUCUGAAACCAGUGAACUUAAGAUCAAAACUUUGGAACAGAACAGAACAAUAGAGGAACUCAGUAAGUCUCAAGGCAAAUUGGAAAGAAUGAAAGAAAAAGCUGAGAAACAACUUAAAUCUGCCAAAUCAGAACUUCUUUUAAAGGAGCGUAAAGCUACUGAAGAUAAAGAAAAAAACAAAAAUAUGUUAGAAGCAGUUUCCAGUGAGAUGAAGGUGCUUAAAACAACCCUUGCAGAACUAGCAAAAAGAGAGAGACAGCUGGCAGAUUUCCGAGAGGUGGUCUCGCGGAUGCUGGGCCUCGACAUUGCCAGCCUGGCUCUCCCUGACUAUGAAAUCAUUACACGCCUUGAGGGGCUGAUUCAUUCCCAUCAGCACCUCUUCUUUCCCUGUGUCUGCCUCAAAGAUGUGGCCCCAGAGGAGCAGCAAAGAAUCAUCCAGCCUCUUCGCUGAACGGAGAUGGAACAAAGUAAAAUUUUCUGUUUGCUUCCUUACCUGCUGGACUUCUACAGAAAACAGAUCCCUAUCUCUGUUCCUACUCUAGAAAAAACAACUAGGGCUGAUUUUUAGAACUUCAACAGAGAGACUGAUUGGAAUGGGUAAAGUCAGCAACCUGGAGAUGGCAAACAGAAAAUCCCUGGGCAGCUUAAAACUUCAGUUAUGAAAGUGAUAGGCAGCGCAUCAACAAUGCCCUCAAGUUUCAGUGCAGAGGCCAAUAUUGAUGUCAUGGCUCACCCAAGAUCAGUUCACAGUUUUGAGAAGUUACUGAAUGUCUGCUUCAGUGGCACUCUUUGUGUUUUACCUCUAGGUGACAAGGAUGAAAUCAAGUAGAAAUUGACCUGCUGCUGUUCUUCUUGCCCCCUGGGAUAUCUCUGCAUUUUUACACA
Ficedula albicollis (Collared flycatcher) is the source of this 2648-nucleotide messenger RNA. It is a transcript of the gene CCDC170, whose product is annotated as coiled-coil domain containing 170. Lineage: Eukaryota; Metazoa; Chordata; Aves; Passeriformes; Muscicapidae. The record is from RefSeq and is a predicted model, not a curated record.